UUUCAUACAUCAGCAGCCUGGAGCCUGGAGGCUGGAUGUGAUUCGCUGUAUUUAUCAGCUUGCUCUCUCCCACAAUUCAACAGGCACCAGAAGGAGAGAAGAAGAGGGCGACAGAAAGUAUUUAAAUAAAUAGAUUGUUGUUGAAGUACUACAAUACAACAUAAAUAGCCAAAGCUAAAACGGGGAACGUUUGCAACACACUUUUGUUUUAUUUUUAUAGCUAGCGAGAUACAGUUGCUUCCGCGAAAUGUGUUUGACUGCUAAGCUAGCCGACUGGCUAAACUAAGUAGCUAGCAAGUUAGCUCAGCUCGGUUCCGGCCUAAAAUAGCUAACGUUAGCUCCAUUUUCAGAUUUCGGGAAAAAACCCAAUUCAAGUGUACAUUACCACGUAUGCAGAUGUUCAUCUAACGAAAGCAAAGGGGAAGCUGAUGGAACGUUAGUCCAACUGAGUCACCAAUUCUAGUCAUGCAAUGGGGAUGAGCGCUCUGCAGUGUGUAUGACCAGCUGUCUCCAGCCUGAUGGGAGGACUCUGUGGAUAGCAGGAUAGUCUUCAGGACUCCAGGAGGAGAGUAGCCGCCCCUGCCAAGGAGGGCCGUUCAGAAUGAAGAAAAUCAGCCUUAACACCAUCCGCAAGUCCCUCAACAUCAAGGUCAAGGAGGAAGGGGGGGGGGACUUUGUCAUGCUCCAGCAGCCCUCGCUAGCGGCCGACUUCUCCAAGGAGGAAUCGCUCUUCGGGGGCUGCUACACUAAAGAUCUUGCGGGCUGCAACCUGGGAAUUGGUGAUGUGGGAGAGGAGAAGGCGGGACACAACAAGGGCCGGUCUAAGAGCGAGAGCCUGAUGGGUUCGCUGAAGAGGAGGCUGUCGGUCAAGCAGAAGGCCAAGGUCAAAGGUGGCUCAUUAGCCAUGGGGUCGGCUGACGAUGAUGACACCUUCUCCUCCUCCUCGGUCCCAAUCAGCUUCAACGAGGUCAAGGCCCAGCGUCCGUUACGAUCAGCGUCGCUCCGUAGCCACCAUUACAGCCCGUCUCCCUGGCCCCUGCGGCCUGUCGCUUCAGAUGAGGCCUGCAUCAAAAUGGAGGUGAAGGUUAAAGCCAUGGUCCAUUCCCCCAGCCCAGACCUGAACGGCGUGCGGAAGGAGUUCCGCCACCAUGACUUUCAGAUGGAGAACAUCUUCCAGGAGCCGCAACACGGAGACCUGAACAGUGACAAACACGUGCCUGUAGUCCUGGGCCUCACGCCACAGGACUACAUUCAGUACACCAUGCCUUUAGAGGAGGGGAUGUACCCAGAGGGGUCCCACUCUGUCCCCCACUCCUUCUGCCUGGACAGGUCACUGCCUAUGGAGGUGGUGACGGAGGCGGACAGUAGCUCCCUCCGCGUCGACCACCAGAGUCAGGAGGACCAGGAUCUGGUGAGUCUGAACCGGAACCUUCCAGCGGACCUCUCCGUGGAGUCACAGUCGGUGAACGGCCUCUUCAUCGGCUCUAACGGUGUGAUGCUCCAUAGCUUCAGGGACAGGGUCAACGCUCAACAACACCCCGCUCCUCCCCAGCGCUCCCCUCUCCUGCCCGCGUUACCCAGCAACAACAUCUCCAGGACUUACUCCAGGUUCGGCGGGGCAGAUGGCCACGUGGCGGCCCGGGUGAGGCAACACCUGAACUUUGACCUCGACUCUGCCCCAGGGGUGAGUCGGCUGUAUGACUCAGUCCGGAGCAGUGGACCAAUGGUAGUAACCAGCCUGACUGAGGAGCUGAAGAAGCUAGCCAGGCAGGGUUGGUACUGGGGACCUAUCACACGCUGGGAGGCUGAGGAGAAGCUGGUCAACCUGCCUGACGGCUCGUUUCUGGUCAGAGACAGUUCGGACGACAGGUACCUCCUCAGCCUUAGUUUCCGCUCCCAGACCAAGACCCUCCACACCCGCAUCGAACACUCCAACGGACGCUUCAGCUUCUACGAGCAGCCCGACGUGGAGGGACACACGUCCAUGGUGGACCUGAUAGAAUUCUCCGUCAAAGACUCUGAGAACGGAGCCUUCUGUUAUUCUAGAUCUCGCUUACCAGGGUCCGCCACCUACCCCGUCAGGCUGACCAAUCCCGUGUCUCGGUUUAUGCACGUGCGCUCUCUGCAGUACCUGUGUCGGUUUGUGAUUAGACAGUACACCAGGAUUGACCUAAUUCAGAACCUGCCUUUGCCCAACAAGAUGAAAGACUACCUGCAGGAGAAGCACUACUGACAGGGUUGACACUGACAGAUGGGACAGACAACGGUAGCAACUUGUACUUUUGGGUUCAGUUGAAGAGAUUCAACAAAGGUUUACAGACAUCCGUAGUUUGGAGACGAUCGAUUGGGUUCCAUUGGCUCUUUGUUUGUGUCCAGGGAUGUCUGUAUGUAGUGCACUACUUUUGCCCAGAGCACUAGCUUAAAGUAGUGCGCUACAUAGGGUGUCAUUUCAGAUUGCCCGUUGGUUAUUUUUGUUAGUGUCCAGUCCUCCGUUUCUCAGUUAAAGGAUUGUCGCCAAGCCUCCAGAGAGACGUGUCAUAGCAUCUCCGUUUCCCAGUUAGGGUUAAGUCAUUGUGGCCACGCCUCCAGAGUGACGUAUCAUAGAAUCUGUCAGGAAGUGUGCAGCGUGACUAAGUUACAGCUAACAACAUUUAUCAGCAGUGAGAUCGAAAGAUCAAUAUUUCUCUCCCCACUUGCUGUAGUAAACUGUCAACGCUAGAAUGGCAAGCUCAGCCUUCUGAAUAACAUCAAUGUGUUUUGCCUUCUGACUGAAAUGUACAGAUUUAAAAUAUAAAUUUCAUUUAAUUCACUGCAGCCUUUUACGAUGUCAAACCCAAGCCAGCUUUUAAUGAAACUAUAAUGAAAUGCAUAUCCAGUCAGAUUUUAAAAAAAAUGUAUUCUUCAUUUGGCUAUUUAUUUUUGAAAGAUCUCCCAACAACUCUAAACACAGUGGGGCAUAUCUUUUGACCAACAAUUACUAUAUAUUUUUUGUUUGUUGCAUAAACAAUUUUAUCCUCUUAAUUUCUGAGUUCUUAAAACAGGGUUAAUUCAACCUUAUUUGUCAUCCAUCAAGUUGGUUAAUGACAACUGCUAAUAAGAAGUGUAAGCUGUAUGUGGGUGCAUGUAGACAACCUUCUCUCUCCCACUAUAAUGGUACUAUUAGGAAAGAUACAUGAUCGUUUCUAUGUCGCCAUGCACUUCAACUUAAUAAGCAUGCAUCAAUAUCAUCGCUUUUUAAAGGAAAAUAUCAGUAAGUAAUUAGCCUGAAGAUAAACAUUUAACUGCUUGUAUUAGGAGUGUCAGAAAAAGCUGCCCUAGGACCAAUUUAAGUGCCAUGUACAGUAUGCUUAGCUCUGUGUGCAUGAAGGGUGUUUGAACGGCCAGACACUGUAGAGACCUGGGCCUACUCAGUACACAGAACGGGAGUAUCGACUGUAAAAAGGGGAAAGUAUCAUUUUCAUUUCUAGAGUAACAUUUAUCACUAAACACAUUUUAAGGAAACCUUGUGAAAGGGAAUCUCAAAAAUGGGGCUGCUUAGGUCAAGGCAUUUGGGGGGGGGGGGGGGAAGCCAGAAUAGAUGAUUGGAGCCCCUUCCUCAUAUUUGGGAGGUUGCAAGGAGAGUGGGAGGGGAGAUGUACGUGACAGAAUUCCCUCCCAGUGCAGUAAUGUCCUGCUCCGUGGAGAUUGAGGCUUUUGUGGGAAGUUUGCCCAAUGACUUGCAUGAGUGAUGUCACGCUGUCACACUCUCGACUUCAUGGCAGUUUUUCCAGUUUGACAUUUUUAAAAUGGACCCACUGUCAUGCUUACUGUCAAUGUUAACCUACAUAUUCACAGUCUGGCUGGGCUGUUUUGUAUCAGAACAAAAGGGACAGAAGAAUACACUGUGUGCUAUGCAAGUGCUUUCUAAACAGAUACUUUGACAAGGAAUCAUAGUUUUACACACGUUAAAAGGAUCUCCGACUACUUUGUUAGGCUGGUAGAUAUGUAUAGUCUAGGCCGGGGUAGUGAAGAUCUGUUGGUAUCGAAGGUGGUUACCGUGACACCCGGAUCGCAGCGGGUAGCUGAGAUCAGACGUUGUCGGUCGUGUUUCAAAAGUGUUGCAUAAAGAUUUGUUGGCAUUUUAUUGUUUUGAAAUGUGUAGGAAUGAAGGAUGUAGGUAAUGUUGUCAGUCUGGUGUAGAAGGAUCGUUCUACUCAGUUAUGUCAAUGAAGGAUGUAGGUAACGUUGUCAGUCUGGUGUAGAAGGAUCGUUCUACUCAGUUAUGUCAAUGAAGGAUGUAGGUAAUGUUGUCAGUCUGGUGUAGAAGGAUCGUUCUACUCAGUUAUGUCAAUGAAGGAUGUAGGUAAUGUUGUCAGUCUGGUGUAGAAGGAUCGUUCUACUCAGUUAUGUCAAUGAAGGAUGUAGGUAAUGUUGUCAGUCUGGUGUAGAAGGAUCGUUCUACUCAGUUAUGUCAAUGAAGGAUGUAGGUAAUGUUGUCAGUCUGGUGUAGAAGGAUCGUUCUACUCAGUUAUGUCAAUGAAGGAUGUAGGUAAUGUUGUCAGUCUGGUGUAGAAGGAUCGUUCUACUCAGUUAUGUCAAUGAAGGAUGUAGGUAAUGUUGUCAGUCUGGUGUAGAAGGAUCGUUCUACUCAGUUAUGUCAAUGAAGGAUGUAGGUAAUGUUGUCAGUCUGGUGUAGAAGGAUCGUUCUACUCAGUUAUGUCAAUGAAGGAUGUAGGUAAUGUUGUCAGUCUGGUGUAGAAGGAUCGUUCUACUCAGUUAUGUCAAUGAAGGAUGUAGGUAAUGUUGUCAGUCUGGUGUAGAAGGAUCGUUCUACUCAGUUAUGUCACCAUCACCAGCUGGGUGUUCUGUGCGCAAGGACUUUCAAAUAUUCGUUUUUUAUUUCCUAUGACUUGUGACAUUAAACGCUGUCAUUUUGUGGACUAGUAGGGUGUUUGUUACCUGCAGGUUAUACCAAGGGACAUGGCUGUGUGUGAGAGGUUAUACCAAGGGAAUGGCUGUGUGUGUGAGAGGUUAUACCAAGGUGUGUGAGAGGUUAUACCAAGGGACAUGGCUGUGUGUGAGAGAGGUUAUACCAAGGGAAUGGCUGUAUGUGUGUGAGAGGUUAUACCAAGGGAAUGGCUGUAUGUGUGUGAGAGGUUAUACCAAGGGAAUGGCUGUGUGAGAGAGGUUAUACCAAGGGACAUGGCUGUGUGUGAGAGAGGUUAUACCAAGGGAAUGGCUGUGUGUGAGAGAGGUUAUACCAAGGGAAUGGCUGUGUGUGAGAGAGGUUAUACCAAGGGAAUGGCUUUGUGUGAGAGAGGUUAUACCAAGGGAAUGGCUGUGUGUGAGAGAGGUUAUACCAAGGGAAUGGCUGUGUGUGAGAGGUUAUACCAAGGGAAUGGCUGUAUGUGUGUGAGAGGUUAUACCAAGGGAAUGGCUGUGUGUGAGAGAGGUUAUACCAAGGGACAUGGCUGUGUGUGUGAGAGGUUAUACCAAGGUGUGUGAGAGGUUAUACCAAUGGACAUGGCUGUGUGUGAGAGAGAGGUUAUACCAAGGGAAUGGCUGUGUGUGAGAGAGGUUAUACCAAGGUGUGUGAGAGGUUAUACCAAGGGAAUGGCUGUGUGUGUGAGAGGUUAUACCAAGGGAAUGGCUGUAUGUGUGUGAGAGGUUAUACCAAGGGAAUGGCUGUGUGUGAGAGAGGUUAUACCAAGGGAAUGGCUGUGUGUGAGAGAGGUUAUACCAAGGGAAUGGCUGUGUGUGAGAGAGGUUAUACCAAGGGAAUGGCUGUGUGUGAGAGGUUAUACCAAGGGAAUGGCUGUAUGUGUGUGAGAGGUUAUACCAAGGGAAUGGCUGUGUGUGAGAGAGGUUAUACCAAGGGAAUGGCUGUGUGUGAGAGAGGUUAUACCAAGGGAAUGGCUGUGUGUGAGAGAGGUUAUACCAAGGGAAUGGCUGUGUGUGUGUGAGAGGUUAUACCAAGGGAAUGGCUGUGUGUGUGAGAGGUUAUACCAAGGGAAUGGCUGUGUGUGUGAGAGGUUAUACCAAGGGAAUGGCUGUGUGUG
Molecule: messenger RNA, 6038 nt
Organism: Oncorhynchus mykiss (rainbow trout)
Lineage: Eukaryota; Metazoa; Chordata; Actinopteri; Salmoniformes; Salmonidae
Product: suppressor of cytokine signaling 6
Biological process (GO): regulation of growth; phosphatidylinositol phosphate biosynthetic process; protein ubiquitination
Cellular component (GO): phosphatidylinositol 3-kinase complex
Molecular function (GO): 1-phosphatidylinositol-3-kinase regulator activity
Source: RefSeq, a predicted model, not a curated record